UUUUGUUUCAAGCUCUUGAGCGCUUCAGUAAGUUAAUACAAUGUGGCUCUGUAAACUCCAGCCUAUUCGGAGAAAAGUUACUUAUUACAUCACCAAACAUCUGACAGCUUAUUUGGUGGAGAUGUAGAAAGCUGAUGAUGCUCUCGGGUCACUCCCACCGGGGGAGGACGGACCCGCUGCCCUGAGAUACUGCCAGCUCUGCUGGGAGGGGCGGCAGAGCACCGGUCCUACUCGGCGAAAGGGUCGAACACGUUAGCUUACUAACAAAGUUUUCUUUUCAAGGUGUUGUUUUAAGAAAAUAUGCUGGGCGUGGCUGGAAUGCCGGGCAGCAUUGCUAAUGCCCUGGCCGCUGCAGCCUGCGAGCGAUGCAAGAGCGGCUUUGCUCCGACUGAGAAGAUAGUCAACAGUAAUGGAGAGCUUUACCAUGAGCAGUGCUUUGUAUGUGCCCAGUGUUUCCAGCAGUUUCCGGAGGGACUCUUCUAUGAGUUUGAGGGAAGAAAAUACUGUGAACAUGACUUCCAGAUGCUCUUUGCUCCCUGUUGCCACCAGUGUGGGGAGUUCAUCAUCGGUCGUGUCAUCAAGGCCAUGAACUAUAGUUGGCACCCUGACUGCUUCUGCUGUGACAUUUGCCAGGCUGUACUUGCAGAUGUGGGGUUUGUCAAGAAUGCUGGCAGGCACCUGUGCCGGCCGUGCCAUAACCGUGAGAAAGCCAGAGGCUUGGGCAAGUACGUCUGCCAGAAGUGCCAUGCCAUCAUUGAAGAGCAGCCACUGAUCUUCCAGAAUGACCCCUACCACCCAGACCACUUCAACUGCAACAACUGUGGGAGGGAGCUGACAGCAGAUGCCAGGGAACUGAAAGGAGAGCUCUACUGUUUGCCCUGCCACGACAAGAUGGGUGUACCCAUCUGUGGUGCCUGCAGGAGACCUAUCGAGGGGCGUGUCGUCAAUGCCAUGGGCAAGCAGUGGCAUGUGGAGCAUUUUGUGUGCGCCAAGUGUGAGAAACCGUUCCUCGGUCAUCGCCAUUAUGAGCGAAAAGGGCUGGCCUACUGUGAGACUCAUUAUAACCAGCUCUUCGGCGAUGUGUGUUAUCACUGCAACCGUGUGAUUGAAGGCGAUGUUGUGUCUGCUCUCAACAAGGCCUGGUGUGUCAGCUGUUUCUCGUGCUCCACCUGCAACACCAAACUCACUCUUAAGAACAAGUUUGUUGAGUUUGACAUGAAGCCUGUUUGUAAAAAGUGCUAUGAGAAGUUUCCUCUGGAGCUCAAGAAAAGGCUCAAGAAGCUGGCAGAGUCGUUGGGACGCAAGUGAGCUGCUUCAGGCCAAACAACUUGGAAGUAUUUCUGGGAUGUCUGUGGUGGUAAAAUAUCCAGGGGAACUACUGCUUAACGACACAAGAGCCUGGCAUUUAACCGGUACAUCAAUGUUAAAAACUUAAAUCUGGGAUCCUUUAAAAAAAAUAAAUGUAUACCACUGUGAUCCUUUCAUAUAUAUGUACAUUUUUUUAGCCUAUUUUAAAUAUGCAAUUGCUUUUCUUUUUUUUUUUUUUUUUUUUUUUUUAAAUACAUUCCUGGAUUGUCCAGAAUGGACGUUUUCUUGUAGGAAAGAAGCAUUAUGUUCAGUUUUUCAUGCCUUUACCAGGAGCAAACUGUUAACUGCUGUGGAGAAUCUAUUAAGAUUUGGUUUUGGUUACGCCUGUGCCUUGAAUAUAUGAAUCUUGUGAUACAAUGCAAAGAAUGGAUAUAAUGUUGCUCGCAUUAUACUUUCAACACAGCUAUGCCUCUGUAUAUCUAUUUUAAAGAGCUUUCAUACCUCAGUGUGAGUAAUUAGAAAGUGACCAUCGUGUUCCUUAGAGUAUUGUAACGGUGCCUCUUCUUUGUAAGCAGAUAGACUUAAAUGAGCCUUUAUUAUUACGAGCUUGAAGCGGUUUUCAUCAUUUUGUGUUAAUGAAACUACAUUUGGACAAACGGCUUUAUAGUUUCUGGCGCCUCCUCUGCAUCUGCCUGGCAGGAUACUCAAAAUUAUUAUUACGUGACUGAAACGGGGCCUGUGGGAGGAAUUAUAACAGUAGAGGGUGCUGCUACUAGAAAAUCCGAGCCUUAUCUUUUAAAGUGUUGUCAGCAUGCUCUGUGUGCUUUCAUUGUGUCUGGUUUGUGCAAAGUUGUUCGUAUGGUAAAUGUUAAUCUGAUAUUUUUAGACAAAUUAACAUUUUUCACCUUCCUGUGGAAAACUCUUCAAAGGAAUUCAGAUGAAAUGAACCUUCACACAUGAAUAUUUAACCUUCUUUGAUGUUAAAAUAUCGCUGAGUCAGCAGAUUGCUGGCACUAGUAAAGCUGUUUGGGAUUAUUAAGUGCCUCACAACAAAUUGCAUUGUUUGAAUGAUUGAAUACUUUUUUCAAAAUGAUUUUAUUUGUCAGCAUUUACACAGUUUACUGCAGCACAUGUUCAGUGUUUAGCUUCAGGAUGAAUGAUCAAUAAAGUCUUUCUGAACAGAUCA
Molecule: messenger RNA, 2494 nt
Organism: Archocentrus centrarchus (flier cichlid)
Lineage: Eukaryota; Metazoa; Chordata; Actinopteri; Cichliformes; Cichlidae
Product: LIM and senescent cell antigen-like-containing domain protein 1
Exons: 10
Coding region: 301-1308 (335 amino acids)
Biological process (GO): positive regulation of integrin-mediated signaling pathway; positive regulation of substrate adhesion-dependent cell spreading; cell-cell junction organization
Cellular component (GO): cytoplasm; focal adhesion; cell-cell junction
Source: RefSeq, a predicted model, not a curated record